This is a messenger RNA of Elgaria multicarinata webbii, 4027 nucleotides long. Its product is annotated as organic cation/carnitine transporter 2-like. The coding region runs from base 179 to 1852 and encodes 557 amino acids. Gene Ontology annotation, biological process: carnitine transport; transmembrane transport. Gene Ontology annotation, cellular component: membrane. The record is from RefSeq and is a predicted model, not a curated record. NCBI's taxonomy places the organism in Eukaryota, Metazoa, Chordata, Lepidosauria, Squamata, Anguidae. The transcript is spliced from 10 exons. Gene Ontology annotation, molecular function: quaternary ammonium group transmembrane transporter activity; ATP binding.
GUGGCUGCCGCAGCAGCAGAAAGAAGGCUGUUCCUUGCCCAGGCCAGAAGGGGCUGCUGCAUGUCCUAGCAGGAGUACCUGCUUCGUCCUUGCUUGGUGGUUCUUAGCCGGCCGGCCGGCCGAGCCAGCGCUCCAUUCGCCUGCCGCUUGUUCCCGUUUUGCACUGCGCCCACCCGCUAUGUUUGACUACGACCAGGUCACCGCCUUCCUGGGCGAAUGGGGGCCCUUCCAGCGCCUCAUCUUCUUCCUGCUCAGCGCCAGCAUCAUCCCUAACGGCUUCAGUGGACUUUCCGCCGUCUUCUUGGCCGGCACCCCCGAGCACCGUUGCCUGGUGCCCGGCGACGCCAACCUGAGCGCCGAGUGGCUCAACGCCAGCAUCCCCCUGGAGGUGCGCCGCGGGCGGCAGGUGCCCAGCCGCUGCCGCCGCUACCGCCUCGAGGCCCUGCGCAACUUCUCCGCCGCGAACCUGGAGCCCGGCCGGGACGUCAACCUCAGCCAGGUGGAGCAGGAGAAGUGCCUGGACGGCUGGGAGUACAGCCGAGACCCCUACACCUCCACCAUCGUCAGCGAGUGGGAUCUUGUCUGUGACAACGACUGGAAAUCACCCCUAACUACCUCUUUGUUCUUUGUGGGUGUACUGAUUGGAUCCUUCAUAUCUGGACAGCUGUCAGACAGGUUUGGUAGGAAGAACGUGCUGUUUAUAACGAUGGGGGUCCAGACUGGCUUUAGCUUCCUCCAGGUCUUCUCAACAAGCUGGGAGAUGUUUUCCAUCCUCUUUCUCAUCGUUGGAUUGGGGCAGAUCUCUAAUUACGUGGCAGCAUUUGUACUUGGCACAGAAAUCCUUGGCAAAUCAGUCCGAAUUAUAUACUGCACAUUAGGCGUUUGCAUAUUUUAUGCAUUUGGCUACAUGUUGCUGCCGCUGUGUGCUUACUUCAUCAGAGGCUGGCGGAUGCUGCUAGUGGCUCUUACUUUACCUGGGCUGCUAUACAUUCCACUGUGGUGGUUCAUUCCAGAAUCCCCUCGGUGGCUGCUCUCUCAGGGAAGGAUUCAGGAAGCAGAAGACAUCGUUCAGAGGGCUGCAGCUAAGAACCAUGUGACAGCUCCAGCGGUAAUAUUUGAUCCUAUUGAGCUACAAGAAUUGAAAUCCCACAUCCAGAAGUCAUACAGCAUUUUGGACAUAGUGAGGACUCAAAAUAUACGUUCUGUCACUAUCAUGUGUGUAAUUUUAUGGAUGGUCAUUUCCAUAGGCUACUUUGGCCUCUCUCUGGACACUCCUAACUUGCACGGAAACAUCUAUGUCAAUUGCUUCCUUUCGGCAGUAAUCGAAGUCCCAGCUUACACCAUGUCUUGGCUGCUUCUCCAGUAUCUGCCUCGGCGAUAUUCAAUGGCAGGAGUCUUGUUCUUAGGAGGCUGUGUCCUUCUCUUCAUUCAGUUGGUGCCUACAUAUCUCAAUGUACUGUCCAUUAUCCUGGUGAUGACUGGAAAGUUUGGGAUCACAUCCUCCUUCUCAAUGGUUUAUGUGUACACUGCUGAGCUCUAUCCAACAGUUGUAAGAAACAUGGGAGUUGGUGCUUGUUCAAUGGCCUCCAGAUUUGGCAGUAUUCUCUCACCUUACUUUGUAUAUCUUGGUGCCUAUGAUAGAUUUCUUCCCUACAUUUUAAUGGGGAGCUUGACAGUGCUUGCAGGAAUCCUGACCCUGUUUCUCCCGGAAACCUAUGGCACACCUCUCCCAGAUACUAUUGAAGAUAUGCUAAGGGUUAAAGGAAUUAAAAACAGAAAUACAUCUAAAAGCCAAACAAGUACGACAAAUGAAGAAGAAAAUCCAGUGAUUCUGAAGGCCGCAUCUUUCUGAUGAAACUGCAUUACAUACUAUAGUAUGAACUAAAAAGUGCCCAGAUGGAUCCUUUAAUUUACUUCCAGAAAGGACUAAUGGAAACACUUUUUCCUCUAAUGAUGAACUUAUUUAUUAAACAUACAUUCAUUUUUGUGAGUGUAUAUACUGUAUAUUCCACUGUGGGAUCUCUGUGAGCAACUGUGUAAGCUACAUGGAACAAUGUCAGGGGAACCUGUUUGUCUUUAGGACUGUUGACAAAUACCCCUUUUAUAAGAUCAAGUUUUUUAAAGAUGCUUAAAGAUGCAAACUCCUAUUCAGUGUACACUGGCAAAAGGUGAAAAUGUUCUGAAGUUCAAAUAUUGUCACGUGUCACCGCCCAACUUGGGAUGCUGCUUCUGUUUGUUCAGAAAACCUGAAGCUUGAAAUGGUGUGAAUAACAUCAAGAUUAGCACACAUGAAAUAAAUACUAUACAAAUGAUUUUAAGCAAUAAAAUCAGAAGAAAUUGAUGCUGAAUCUUUUUAUCAACAUUUGAUGUAGAAAUGGAGAGAGGGAGAGUUUUCAUGUGUAAGACAUUGGCAGAAUAGUUUUGUUUGCAAAACUACUUAUUUCAGAUGUAGUUUUAAAUAAUCACUACUAGGUUCAGUUGUUUACGUCUGGAAAUGAUGUUUUGCCUUAUUUAGGCAUUUAUUUUUUAAAGAACAAUAAGUUCUUUAGCAUCUGAAACUCUUCCUUUUACUUUCAAUAUUCCAUAAGCUGAUUUCCCCUAAGUUGCCUCUAACUCUGAGAUAUAGUGCAAGCUAAUACAUACCUGUAGUUCAAAAUUCUCUAGUCUUUACCCAACUCUGCCUGAAAUACUUUGAAGUACAUACUAUCUAAAUAAAGCUACUUUAGAAUACAGAAAUUGUUCUGUUAACUAAAUGUGAUUCCUUCAAUUUGCCUAAGGUCCUGCUGCCUUUCGAGUAAGCACAGCGUUCACUAUUUUAAAGGAGUAUCAUGAAUUAUAAAAACAAGUCUCAUGCCUUAGCGAAUCUACCAAGAAGCACUGUUCACUUAUGCUGGGAGCUAUCUUGAUCACAUUUGUUACUCUUUCCUUUAAACCCAGACUCUAAUUUGCACAUUUAAUUAUAUUGUGAUAAGAGUUAAAAUUAUAUUUUUGUGAUCCAUAAUGGGUGCAUUUUAAAAUAGUUUAAAAAUGCAAAGUAACAUCAGAUUGUAUUUUAAUAAUUUGUUACCUGCCUUGGAGGUUUUUAAUGACAGGUGAUACAUAAAUAUCUUAAAAUAAAUAAAAUAACUUUGUUUUAUAUCCAGAGUUGCUAGAAAGCUUUUCUGUUGACACACCUGCUUGCAAACAUUCCAGAAAUCAGGGUAUUACAUGAAAAUCGUCAUCACCACGUAAACCUAGCACUCCUUCCCAUUACCCUGCUGAGUGCUGCUGUCUCCAGUUUUUAUUGAUCCCAAACGAUAAUAAAGGAUAUCAGUCCAGUAAGUGCUUGUUAGUACCUUCAAUAGAAAGUUGGGUUUACAUAUUUAAAAUAAAUGGUGGGAGUAGGCAGGACUGUAGAUUUCCCUGUACUCAAGUUUCUAAAUCCAGUUCGUUAGAAACUGAUAUUCUUGUCCCAGCAAGGGAAACUUCUCUAUCUAUGGGUUACUGUGGUAAUAGCAUUUGCAUUAAUGUUGAAGGGAUCUUCUAGAUGGUGCUCAUGGCAUCACUGCAUGGCAGUGAUGUUCACUUAUCUGCACUAUCUUGAAAGUUCAAUAGCAACUCUAUAGUCAGUGAGAGGGCCAUAGUAUACUGUGGAGUCCUCCAGUUAAUUGUAGACACAACUAUGACCUCUGGAGGGGAAAGUCCAAGGAGGUAUUUCCCACCCACCUCUUAGAACCACCACAGAAAGCUCUGCGGCAGCUCCUUUCCAGAGUUUGCUGUUGUGACCCUGAAGAGGGUCAGGAAGGGAGGAGAGGGAGAGUGGGCGUGAAGGGGAGGAUCUGCUCAACCCACAAACCUCUGUCACCUUCCCUGUCCACUGAGAGGUAAGAAAGUGAGAUGGGCUCAGAGGCUGCGUGCCUAAAAAGUGUUCUUGAGAUUAUGGGGGCUUUAUAUGAAAGUCAUAUUUUCAUCAAAUAUCUCUGUUCAAAUAUUCAAUGUUGAUUUUGAAAUAGUUUGUAAAGGAAAUAUUUUCAUAUUGAUGGGAUGC